Molecule: messenger RNA, 873 nt
Organism: Ostertagia ostertagi
Lineage: Eukaryota; Metazoa; Nematoda; Chromadorea; Rhabditida; Trichostrongylidae
Source: the annotation of a GenBank genome assembly
AUGGCCGAAACAAACUGCCCCAAAAGAGAGGCUUCUAUUGAUGUUUCUGCCUACAGCAGUCCAGUGGAAUUGGAAAGCUUAGGCCUGGAUAGACUGAAAGCCGCUCUGAUGGCAUUAGGCUUAAAGUGUGGAGGAACACUCAAAGAACGUGCUGAGCGUCUGUAUGCAUCAAAAGGCUUGAGAGCUGGUGAUUUAGGAAGGGACGCGCUGGCAAAGAAGACAGAUGAAGCUAAAGAACAAGCACGGACUGCAGCGUUGGCGAAACUUGAAGGUCACAUAAAGUGCAUUGGUAAUCUUCUCAUGGAGGAGCGGGAUGCGACGCGCGAGAAUGUGGAAAGGAAACAGGCGCGAACCGUCGGGGAAAACGAAGACGACGAUGAAGAGCCUCAAGUACGCUUCACUGCCAUUCUUUCACUACCAUCUAAUAUUACGGGUCUCUUCCAGAUCGAAAGCGAUGAGGAGGAAAACGACGGCGUGCCCUACAACCCCAAAAAUCUCCCUCUUGGAUGGGAUGGAAAGCCGAUUCCGUACUGGUUAUAUAAAUUGCAUGGACUGAAUAUAUCGUAUUCAUGUGAGAUUUGUGGCAAUCAGGUGUACAAAGGGCCGAAAGCAUUCCAAAAACAUUUCAAUGAAUGGCGCCACUCUCACGGAAUGCGAUGUCUUGGUAUUCCUAACACUGCUCACUUCGCUAAUAUAACGCAGAUCAAAGAUGCACUCGAUUUGUGGAACAAAAUCAAAGGAGAUAAGGAACGGCAGAGAUGGAAUCCCGACAACGACGAAGAGUUCGAAGACUCAGCCGGUAAUGUGGUUACACGAAAAAUGUAUGAAGAUCUCAAGAGGCAAGGGCUUUUUGUAGUGGUGCCUCCAAAUUGA